Molecule: messenger RNA, 3531 nt
Organism: Seriola dumerili (greater amberjack)
Lineage: Eukaryota; Metazoa; Chordata; Actinopteri; Carangiformes; Carangidae
Gene: mad1l1
Product: mitotic arrest deficient 1 like 1
Exons: 18
Coding region: 91-2259 (722 amino acids)
Biological process (GO): mitotic spindle assembly checkpoint signaling; attachment of mitotic spindle microtubules to kinetochore
Cellular component (GO): nuclear envelope; mitotic spindle; kinetochore
Source: RefSeq, a predicted model, not a curated record
CCAAGCUAACAAGCUAGCAGAGCAAAGAUAACUUAUCUCAAACUAACCUGCUCCUCUUCACAAACAAGUCAGCUCUGAGGGACUCUCAGAAUGGAUUUAGAGGACGACACUACCGUGUUAACAACCCUGAAGUCCUUCAAUUCGUUCAUCAGCCGCCCUGAACAUCCACAGCGGCCGUCAGAUCACUCAGCAGGGAGUGGAAACCUGCAGACACAGUACAAACGCAGUAUGGAGCUGUUGGAAGCAGCAGACAGGGUUCACUCAAAGAAUCGCUACCUUCAGUUGGACCAGGAGAAGAAGCAGAUGGAGCUGAGUCACAAGCGAGCUCGAUUUGAACUAGAGAAGGUUGCUUCUGACAGCGCACGAGACUUGGAGCAUGAGGUUGACCGGAACCAGGAACUCUUGGGACGAAUUAAGAAGUUGGAGGAGAGGGAGACUGAGGCAGCUAAGAAGCUAUCAGAACAGGUGGAGGCGAAUUGUGCUCUGCGUAAGAACCUGGGGGGCCUGAACAAGAAACUGGAGGAGCGAGAUUCUAGACUUAGCACCUCUAACCAGGCCAUCAGUUCUUUGAAGGAUGAGAUCAGAGAGCUGAAACAGAAGACUCAAAACAAAGACUCGACAAUUUCUACUCAAACCCUGGAAAACCAGGAACUGCAGGAACAGCUCGAUUUACAACGCAGGAAGUAUCAGGAAGUCUCUCAGCUUUGCCAAAGUCUCCAAGCUGCCCAAACCUCCUGCUCAGAGCACAUCAUCAAGAUUAAGGAGUUGGAGACGCGUCUUGCCUUCCAGGAGCAAGACAUCGCCAUUGUGAAGACUGUUAAGUCAGAGGUGGCCAGGGUUCCAGAUCUGGAGAAAGAGUUGAAGCGUCUCAGAGAUGAUAAUGCCUUUCUCAGGGAGAGCAGAGAGAAUUGCAGUUUGCUGAAAGAGGAGGUAGAGGGGCUGAGGAGGAAGCUGGAGAGGAUGGAGAAAACCAAAGAAGAAUUGGUCAAUAUGGAACUGGAGAAAGAGAGGCUGGCUGAGAAGCUUCAAUCCUGGGAGAACCUCGGGCAAUCUACUGGACUUAACAUAAGGAAACCAGAGGAUCUGUCCAGGGAGGUGAUUCAGAUCCAGCAGAGAGAAAUUGCUCUGAAAGAGCAGAACUACACACUCAACAGCCGUGUGAGGAGUGUGGAGCGCUUACAGGCCGAGCUCCGUGCAGAGGUGUCCCAGCAGCGCAGCAAGACUCUGGAGGAGCAGAAGAAGAGGGAGAUGCAGGAUGCUCUGGUCCGUCGACUACAGAAGAGAGUAUUGCUAUUAACAAAGGAGCGUGAUGGAAUGCGGGCUAUACUAGAGUCCUAUGACAGCGAGCUGGCGCCUACCGAGUACUCUCCUCAACUCAGCAAACGACUCAGAGAGGCAGAGGACAUACUGCAGAAGACGCAGAACCACAAUGCGGAGAUGGAGUCCCAGCUGACCAAAGCACAAGAAGAGACAGGGACGCUCAAACUGCAGCUACAAACGGUGGAGCUGGAGAUGGAGGCUCUAAAGAAGCAGCAGGCCUCCGCUGCUGACAGCAGCUCUUUAGCCACCAAAGAAGAGGUCAGCAUACUCAGACAAAAAAUUGAAGAUUUAGAGGCAGAGCGGCAGCGUUUGGAGGAGCAGAACAAUAUCCUGGAGAUGAGACUGGAGAGAAACAAUCUACAGGGAGACUAUGAUCCAGUCAAAACCAGAGUUCUUCACCUCAAAAUGAACCCCACUUCUGUUGCCAAGCAACAGCGCCAGCAGGAAGUGGAAUCUCUCCGGGAGGAAGUGACGCAUCUCAGGGAGCUUGUGCGCUCGCUGCAGGAUGGAGGCGCUCUGGUCCACUCUCAGGACGACUCCAGCAUGCACAGCUCCAGCCUCGGCCUCAGUUUGCCGCCAUCGAAGGAGGUGCAAGAUUUACGUAAGCAGAUGGAGAGCUCUGAGCUCAGGAACCAGAGACUGAAGGAGGUGUUUCAGAGAAAAAUCCAGGAGUUCCGUACAGUCUGCUACGUCCUGACCGGCUAUCAGAUCGAUAUCACCACUGAGAACCAAUACAGGCUCACCUCGGUGUACGCAGAGCACAUGGACGACUCCCUGCUCUUCAAAAAGGGCUCCAAUGGAAGCAUGCAGCUCAUGGAGACAGAGUUCUCCAAAACUCUGGGAGAGAUGGUGGCCCUUCAUCUGCAUCACCAGAAGAGCAUCCCAGCAUUCCUCUCUGCGGUGACCCUUGACCUCUUCAGCAGACAAACCACCAUCUGAAGUAAUCCGACACAGACUCAGACACGGGGGCUGUAAAAUCUAAAAUUGGGAUUAGUUUGAUUUUAAUUGUAUAUUUUUUUUUUUGUUCCCUUCCUUUUCUCCUGUCUCAUAAGAUAUUCACAAAGUGCUGAAAAUGUCCCGCUACUCAACAGCUCUGACAUAUGAGUAGUGCAGUCAGUGCCGUGUUGUGGAGGACGAACACUUUGUUUGAAGGAAUACUUCCAUCUUGCAUUCAAAAGGCUUCGAAAACCUAUUUGUACACUGAAUAUUUCAUCAAUGAGUCUUUGAGAAAUACAUUUUUUCCUAACAGGGACAAAGUUGUCAUGAAAAUGUCACACAAAAGCCGCUGAUAUUUGGAUGUGGAGCGUGUUUUUAUAGUGGGAGUUUAAUGUACACUUCCCACUGAGUUUAAUACACACUGUGUGGAGCAUUAGAAACAUUUGUGUGGCUCUGUGGAUCUGCAGUAGAUGUGUUCUGUGUGGUCUUUACCAAGGCUGAGUCUUUGUUGACUCUUUUAUUCUGCCUUUUGUGUCCUCUCUCUAGGGGCAUUAUAUAAAAGGUUGUGGCUACAACUAGUCUGAGUCAAUCCAAAGACUGCUGAAGAAAUCCAUUUUAAUACAAGAGCAGUGGCUUUUAUUAUUAUUUUUCAGUCUUAUUUCUCAUUCGUGUUCUCAGAUAUAUAUCAAAAUCUUAAGUGAGUUUUCAUCAGUGUCUGAUUUUAGUUAUGCCACAGAUAUUGUCUCUCGCUUCUCUCUCUCUCUCUCUCUCUGGAUCUUUUGUAAGAAGAAUCAGUGAGGGACAAGGUGAAACAUUUCAGAGGAAAAUACAGAGACUUGACUUCCUCCGACCACAUUCAAAGUUCACACUUACCGCUUCAACGUUAGAAAAAAAAAAUGUAAUAUUUGAUCUGUAAUAAUCUCACUAAAUUUCACAGUAAGUGCAACAGGCUGUGCUGUGUUCUCAAACAGGGAGCGCUUGUCUAUUGCUGUCAGGUCUCUCAUUGUUCUCUCUUAACAACAAAAUGGAGAAAACUGAACAAACAAUCAUGGCACAAAACCGUUUGAACAGUAAUGUGAUGAAUCAUUUUGAAUAUCAUAGACAGAGCAAUCAUGCGUUUUCAUUUUAUAAAUGCGAGUGCUUUACAGGGAGAUGACCACAACAAGAAAUCUGAAUCCCCUGUUACAUCGUCACUCAACUGAGGCGGUGGAGUCUCUGUGAAUACAGGAAAACAUUUUUUACAACACGGUGUUUAGGAUAAGGCUGUGUGGGUUG